CUGUGCUGCUUUCAUCUUGUUUCGUGCGGCCUUUCCUCAUGCACUGUGAAGAGCGUUAUUGCCUCGAUUAAUUUCUUCCACCUCUGACGGGGCAAAUAUUUCAACGUACUGAGUCACCCCCUCCUGACUUUCGUGCCAAUCAAACCCAUAGACUGUAAGCACCUUUUGUAUCAUCGGGCGAAUAGAAGUUCAUCGAAAUAGUCAUUGCAUGAGUCCACAGGUGAAUACGGACGAUGUUCAUCGACCAACAAGGGCUCGGUCCAACACAAGCACCUUCACAUCCCCUUUCGUUUGGCGUCGCGGUAGACCAGAGCCCACCACUGCGACCGUUACACUGACUGCUUCUCCUCUGUCCUUCGAUGCACUAGUCGAAGCUCUCACCCCUCCUGCAGUGCCGUCACUCAAUCAUGCAAGGGCUCUCGCUACGUCUUUGACCACCCAAUCACCGAGGCCCCGUCUUACCAUCUUAACCCCUAUUCUGGCAGUCCUUUGCGCCCCAGAUUCUCCACCUGCGCUGCAAGCUGCAGGUUACGACAUCCUAGCUGCUUAUUGGCACAACAAUGGUUCUGUCGGACUUACUACAGCCGACAGGCUGUCUUGUCUAUCCCUUGUGCUCAACCUUACAUCUCCUUGGCUGCAGGAGGCUUGGGAAUCUCGGUUUAAAGCACUCCUAGCGUUCACCAGUUCAGGUUCAGAUACCGUGGGCAUGGAGGCAGCCUUGUUGAAAGUCUUGCGGACAUGGAUUGAGGGAGCAUUUGGAGGAUUAUUGUUGGAACUCUCUCCUGAAGACAGGUUGGAGAGGCAGCGCAGCGUAGAAACAAUGACAAGCUUCCUGCUCUCGCUGCUAUCUCGAACUGAGUUUGUAGCGCGACUAUCUGAUGAGGAUACUACUGGGAUCCUGCAACUCUAUGGUGGAUUAGUAGAUUCCGCUCUGUCAGCGUCGGAAAUGUUCGACCAGACAGAUGUGGGCAUAUCUCCGCCGAGUUCCAGCUCCUCUACCUCCAGGACACCUGUCAGGCACCAGCGCAAUGCCUCAUCAUCGUCCGCCCCAACGCCGACGAAACGACCGAUUGAUUUCGCUGUCGAACUUUUCCUAAACUAUUUGUCCGUUCGACUUAAAGCAAUCGCCCCAGACCAUUUGAAAACCAUCAUCCCAUACCUCUUCCGCGCACUUGCGUGUUAUUCGUCGGCCUUACCUAAACUGUCCAUAACUUCAAACCCUUCUCAUUCACAAGUCAAUGCUGUUCAGACUAAGAUCACAGAACUCCUCGACUCUGUUGUCUCAGGACCAUAUUCUGCAUCGUGCACGUUAAUCUUGAAAUGCCAUCUAUUUCCUUCAUCCCCGGACAUCAUCACCUCUAUGCGCACCUCUUUGGGUGCCAUCAGAACUCUUCGAAUAUCCAUACGCCACGCACUUCUGACUCGCAUGGCCCGUGUGUACAUCUCCCGUACCAUGUCCGAUACAUACACGCCUUCCGGUGCGCCAGGUCGCAUUGAUAUGGAAAAUGACCUCAUGUCUCGAGCAUGGGCCAAAGACGACUUCGCGGUAUGGAGCAUCAACCGCUUCGCCACCACUUUGUGCAGAGCUGCACACGCAUGGCUCACACUGCGAUACGACGAGAAAAUUGUCGGACAAGCUGCAAUAUCUCCGGAAAUCAUCUUACUUGAAAUCACUGGUAUCGUUUCGGAUGUUACGCAGGGUCUUGAUGAGAUAGCUGACAGCGAUGAGUUGGAUCAAGAGGAAAUUGAGGCCGUCGGUCAGAUCCUGCAAGAACUGGUCACCUAUGUACAUACACACAGAAACGCUGAUGGAUCCACAGUCAUGUUGGAUCUGGCACGUAAAGAAGCCCCAAGUGCUUUCCUUGCUGCAAUAUCAAGUUUGCUCUCUCAGAAUCUCAAGACUACGCCCCUUUACAUCGUGCUUCCCUCCAUAAUACUAUCCGUUGCAGAGCAUGUUACGGAUAGUGACACUGCGCGUGUCGUGAGCACAUUAGCUGAACGACAAAGUCUCACGCCAACAACUCCAGCAUGGUUAGAUCACUGGAGGGCUAUUCUUUCCAUCCCCGGACUGCAUACGUCACAGCGACCACUCACUCGACAUGCAGUUUCAGAAAGUCUGCAAUCAGUAUGGGGGUUCAUCAAGGACAUUCCUACCUACCGAAUGCCUUUAGGAACCCUUGUCUUAGACGUUUGGAGACGAGAAAUCGUGGAGAAAAACGGGGAUUCAAUCAGCAUGAUUUUGUGGCGGAUUCUUGGAGACGAGCUUGUGUUCCGACAUGACCAGGGUGCACUCAAGGACGCCAGUUCCGAAGAUCUUAUAUCUGGAAAUACCGUUGAUGAUAUCCUUGAUCUUCUUGUCGGAAUUGCUACAUUUCCUUAUGGGUCACAAACAAACACCGAGACUGGUUAUCUCUAUAAUACCCCAGAUGCCAUGUCUCCCAUUUCCCCUGGUUCAGGACUGACGGUCACCACCACUGCGACAUCGCCAGUGUCAUCAAGAAUGCAGACUGAUUUACAAGGACUUGUCAACAACGCUGAGACGUCGAUUCCGUCUGUUAUGUCCCUGCUCUCCUCGCUUACGUCGGGCAAUACCUCACGGUCUCAGUCCCGACCUCCACGACCAAUCGAGCAGGCUGCUCGUGCUCCCUCACCGUCAGUUUCUCAGCCUCGUACACCAGUUCCAAUAUCAAUAACGAGGGGUGUAGGAGCAGUGUCCGCUUUGGUAUCUGCUUUUGCACAGCUUGCGUUCACUGGCCUUGCACUGAGGGGAACCAACCGCUCUUUGGCCGAACGUAUAUUUCGCACCCUCGUUAGCGUGAUAACUACGUCUUCUUGCCCGAGAGCCAAGAUUACCGCUCUCCAGUUCCUUAUGCGACUUCGAGUUGAUCGAGAUCACAGACUGUACCAUGCAUCGUCAACAUAUGACGAGAAUGGGCAUGUACACACUCUUGCUGCUCAAAUCUCUCGGGUGGAUGGUCGACAUCUACCGACUGCGCCACGGGUUCAUGAUGAGCCCGAGAUUCGCAUGGCACGAUCUCGAGUGCCACAGGAACGUUACGGGAGGAGGAUGUCUCGCGGACCUGGUACCCAACAUUCCCCACCAGGACCCAGCAGGAGUCGAUCUCGUGCGACGUCGGGGACUCUCCCUGGACUCAAUACCAAAGCUGUAUUGACAGAAAUCUUGUGGUCUUUGCCAGAAAAUCUCCCCUUCUCGAUAUCGCAGGAGGCGGAUACACCAAGCGACGGUCUCAUCUCGUACGAUCCUGCCAAGCCCAAGGACAGGCUUGUACUUCCCUUUUCCUCCUAUCUAGCUGGCGUACUGCAGAUCAUCACAGGAGAGAAAAGUUGGGAGGUUCUAUCAUACGUUCUAUGCCACCUACCAUCACAAAUCGCAAAUAAACAUCUGUUUUGUGGACCUAAAUCCCGGGUGGUGAUAGCUGAGCUUAUCAAUACACUCGCUAGUGCUGUGUUAGAAAACAGGCCCUUCGGCUCAGGGGUCCUGUGGCCAGAAGGGAUCGUACCACGAGAUGCGCACGGACUUGCGUACGCUACCUUGACCGUGCUCAUCAGCUACAAGAGAUGCUUCACAGAGGCGCAAUCCCAACACCGACUGGUGGAGACGUUUCUUGUUGGCCUAAAUGGUCAACCGUCGACAAUCAAAUGUUCACUCCACGCCCUUUGUUUGUCGGCGUUUGAGCUACAGCCAUCCAUUACGAAGUUCUUACCACGGAUUUUGGAGAAGCUUUCUCAAAUCAUGUCCAACCCUGUCAUGGCGGUUCACAUCAUCGACUUCUUGUCCAUCGUCGGUUCACUCCCCGUGCUACACGCCAACUUCACAGAAGCUGACUACAAGAUGGUCUUCGGCGUUGCCUUGCAGUACCUUCAGCAUUACAAUCGCACAGAUGGAUCAAUGACCAACGUCUCGUGGGCGCUUUCUCAGCACGUCCGCAUCAUGUCAUACUACAUUGUGUACUUGUGGUUCUUGGCCAUGCCGCUUCCUGACAGACCUCGUCAUGUAAAAUUCAUCACCCGUCAACUCCUCCUUGCCAACGAAGGCAAGAACGAAGUUGAUGAACCUGCCGAAGUUUGUUUUGACUGGCUUGCACGAUAUACCUACGCUAGCGCGGAUCCCCGACCUGCCAACUCCAUGCUCAGUGAGAUCGUCAUGAAUCCUUCUCGUGCUCAACUAUCUCAGGAAACGGCUAUCUCUCAGAAAACAUGGAUUUCCGGCAACUCAGUGGUUACGAUUCGCACUCUCGAGAGACGCGGCUGGGUAGAAGUUCUCACCCGGCGAGCUUCUGGUCUGACGAAGUUCAUCUGCAGGGCAGAAAAUAUCCCAUUGGUAACGACAGGGGAUGUUGAUCCCGAUAUUCUCGCUCUUCCCGCUGCUUUGACGUUGGAAAGGAGCCCUUCUGAUUUGAAGACUGCCUCCGCUGAGGUGGGCCUGAACGACUCUAACUCAAAAGCCGAUGACGUGGACAAACUUGAUCAUCCUGAUCCAAUUACCGGUUAUGUCUGGUCUGGUUCGGCUCCUUCGCAACGACGAAAGGAUGUCUCCGUUGAUCCCAGCUACUUCGCACUUCAACUUUCAUCCUAUCCGGACACUCGACAAGUUGUCGCUGAUCAUUUCCUCAUUGAUCCAGCAAGAUUACCUAUGUUCUUCCGGACUCUGGAUCGUAUCCCUGUAAUCGACACCCACAAGGUGGGUAUCAUGUACGUCGCUCCGGGGCAAACAAACGAGACACAAAUUCUGAAUAAUACUCACGGCUCUCCGGCAUACACACGUUUCCUCGAAGGGUUAGGACGACUAAUCAAUCUUCGUGGCCAGUUGGAUGUCUAUGCUGGCGGACUAGACCCUGACGAAGAUGGCGAAUAUGCCUACGCGUGGUGGGAUGAUAUCGGACAACUUCUCUUCCACACAGCCACUCUAAUGCCUUCUGACGAUCUUGAACAUGCUACCAACAAGAAACGGCACAUAGGUAACGACUACGUGCGAAUCGUUUGGAACGAUUCCGGUGCUCCUUACAAGUUCGGCACACUCUCCACGCAAUUCCAAUUCGUGAACAUCGUAAUUGAACCCCAUUCGCGAGGAGCUAUUGCAGCGUUUUCAAAUAACGUGCAUGAGAAUGAAUAUUUCAAAGUGACGUUACAGCGUGCCCCAGGCAUGACCGAAUUCUCUCCAAUCGGGGACUUCAAGCUCAUCUCAGCAGAAAACCUUCCCCUUCUCGUCCGCCAACUGAGCUUGUUGACGGAUUGGUUUGUCUCUGUCUUCCAACAUACGCAGCAAGAUACUUUACGUGUAGAGAUGACGACAAACUGGCGAUCCAGGCUUCAAGCCAUCAGACGGUUCCGCUCACAAGUCGAAGCACCCAAAAGUACUGAGAGUGUUGGGGGUGUUGUUGGACAAGAGGCGUAUAGGGACUUCACGAACAAUUAUUGAAUGGCAUUAUUUGUAUGUACAUUACAUCGGGGAACAUCUAGUCGGAUAUCCAAUAUACAAGUAGUAAAAUACACAGGUGAACAUCCUCUGUAUGAUGCAAAUAACUGGAUAUCAAGUAAGGUCGAUGACAUCGGUGGUAGAUGGUAUUGGUCUAUCCUUAGCCUUUUGCUUUUCGCUUGGCUUGGCCGUCUUUCGUGCUCGCGGCCCUAGCGAUCGGAUUGGUGGUUGUUUGCUCACAAGUGAACUUGGACCGUCAGAGUCACUGGAAAUCUCGAUAAUCUCGGCAUGGUAUUUGAUUCCAGUGACCUUGGGUUUGGGCAUCCGUGGCAAAACAGGUAAAGCGGUUGGGCGAUAUGGCGACGGUGAAGAUGGACGUGGCUGACCCUCCUCGUCUGCGCUAGAGUAGGAAACGUGACGAGUCGAAUGUGGUGACCUUCGUGCGUGUGAUUUACGAGGAGAUUUUUGUGUAGCAGCAGUAUAGACAUCGGGUUCGGAGGAAUCCGAAGGCCUCUGUCGUCGAGGUGAGGAGUCUGGAAGUGUAGGUCGAAUAUUCAAGUCCGACUUAGUAGUUUCUUGUCUCUCCGUUGCAGGCGGAUCAAAGGGCAUUGGGAAAGGACGCGCUUGAGCUCUCUCCAAAACAGGCUGAGAUUGACUCCUCGACUUGUCCUCGAUGGAAUUCUGAUUAAAUAACGAAAGUACACUGUUGCUCUUCGAUCUUAUAGGAGGCGGUUGAGACCGUGACGAUUUUGACUUGUUGGUUUGUGCACCUUUGCUUAAUAAGCUUCCGAAAACAUCUGUGUCCUCAUCUGUGCCCUCAGAAAUGAAGGGAUUU
Molecule: messenger RNA, 6272 nt
Organism: Somion occarium
Lineage: Eukaryota; Fungi; Basidiomycota; Agaricomycetes; Polyporales; Cerrenaceae
Source: the annotation of a GenBank genome assembly